UCAGUCCUUCUUCACGGCAGCAAAGCAAAAGUAGAUAGUGAAACCAGCGUUACACCAUGAGUGCGGCAGACGUGUUCAGCUACCAGCACAGCUUUCCAUCGUACUACGGUCAACAGUUUGGUUUGGCGAGUGCCGGAUCGUCGUUCGAGCAAAACAGACUGGACAGUUACUACAAUGGCUACGGUGGCUACCCGACACCGAGCGGCAACAGUGCAGAGUCUUUCGAGCCGGUGACAAACAGUGACAGCUUCCUGCAGCAACAACAGCUCUUUUCCAUCUGCACUGACACCAGCAGUAGUGGCAAGGGAAGCCCGCUAGCACUGGCCGACCCGCAGAGUCUGCAACUUCUGCAGAGCCUAACGUCCGAUGAUAGCAGCGGCAGUAGUUGUAGCAGCAGUAGUGCCGGUUCGGAAUGUGACAUCCCUGUGACGGUUGCGGCACCGGCAAAGAGCAGCAAGUCCAAGCGGGGCAGCGGUGUGCCGACGGUUGUGCGGAAGAAGCGUCGUCUGGCGGCCAAUGCACGCGAACGGAAGCGCAUGAAGGGGCUGAACGAGGCGUUCGAUCGAUUGCGCCAGUAUCUGCCGUCGUUGGGAAAUGAUCGGCAGCUGUCCAAGCACGAAACACUACAAAUGGCUCAAUCUUACAUCAGUGCGCUGGCGGAACUGUUGGAUUAGAGCCGUUUGCAGUUGGAACGAUGGCAGAUGCUCCAGAGUGUGUUUUUGCUUAUCAGAAGGAUGCAAUAGUUAAUUUAUUUAUGUUUAUUUAUGAUUCGCGUUAAGGCUGAGAAUGUACAUAGAG
Messenger RNA from Anopheles merus, 798 nucleotides. RefSeq names its product transcription factor 21-like. The record is from RefSeq and is a predicted model, not a curated record. The transcript has a single exon. NCBI's taxonomy places the organism in Eukaryota, Metazoa, Arthropoda, Insecta, Diptera, Culicidae. Bases 57 to 674 code for a protein of 205 amino acids. Gene Ontology annotation, molecular function: protein dimerization activity.